Messenger RNA from Sinocyclocheilus rhinocerous, 451 nucleotides. Its product is annotated as small nuclear ribonucleoprotein F-like. Gene Ontology annotation, cellular component: U1 snRNP; catalytic step 2 spliceosome; pICln-Sm protein complex. NCBI's taxonomy places the organism in Eukaryota, Metazoa, Chordata, Actinopteri, Cypriniformes, Cyprinidae. Bases 1 to 291 code for a protein of 96 amino acids. The record is from RefSeq and is a predicted model, not a curated record. Gene Ontology annotation, biological process: mRNA splicing, via spliceosome; spliceosomal snRNP assembly. Gene Ontology annotation, molecular function: RNA binding. The transcript is spliced from 3 exons.
AUGCCAGUACAUCACUCCUUCCCUUUUCUGCAGAGUUUGCCGCUGAACCCCAAGCCCUUUCUGAACGGCCUCACGGGAAAGCCUGUGAUGGUGAAGCUGAAGUGGGGUAUGGAGUACAAAGGCUACCUGGUGUCGGUGGAUAGCUACAUGAACAUGCAGCUGGCCAACACAGAAGAAUAUGUGGAUGGAGCGUUAGCGGGUCAUCUUGGUGAGGUGCUCGUCAGGUGUAAUAAUGUUUUGUACAUAAGAGGAGUAGAAGAAGAGGAAGAAGACGGCGAGAUGAGAGAAUGAAGAGUGACUUGAUUUCUGUUUCUAAUCGAAUUGGAUGAUUUACUGGUUAUUUUGCAGUUUGUCUCAGUUUUAUGUCUCUUUUCCUUGUAAAAUUGUUAGUUAUUUUUUACACUGUAAAAGUUAUUGGUGGCACAAUGACAAAUAAAUUGUGCUGUUUGUA